Arctia plantaginis is the source of this 348-nucleotide messenger RNA. The record is from the annotation of a GenBank genome assembly. NCBI's taxonomy places the organism in Eukaryota, Metazoa, Arthropoda, Insecta, Lepidoptera, Erebidae.
AUGGACAGUCGCCUUCGUUUCCAUGAGCAUAUAUCUACCCUCAGUGGCAGGAUGCGCAAACUAAUCUACGUCUUCAAGAACCUAAGGCAAGUGGCUGAUGAUAAGUUGAGGCGAUCCGUUUAUUUUGCCCUUGCUCAAUCGCUUCUGACGUACUGCAUCACAACCUGGGGUGGUGCUCCAAGGAGCACUCUUCUAGAGCUAGAAAGAGCCCAAAGGGCAGUACUAAAAGUUUCUUUGACCCUACCGUUCAGAUAUCCUACUUCUCUCUUAUACAAGAAAGCUAAAGUUCUAACGGUUGGGGACAGAGACAGUGUCAAAGGCUUUUGCAAGGGCAAGAAAUAUGGUUAA